AGACCUCCGAAGUGCGCGUCAGUUUUCGAAGUAGGAGCCAUGGCGACAACAGCUCAGUAUAUUCCGAGGAAUAACUCCUUACCGUCCAACCCGCUCAUGCAUCCGGAUUCGGACAGGAUGCACCAGGGGACGACCUACAGAGAGGUGCAGAAAAUGAUGCACCACGAAUACUUGCAGGGGCUCGCGGCGACCAACACGGGACACCCGAUGAGCCUGACGCACCACCAGUGGCUGCCCACGUCCAACACCGACUGGUCCAGCGGCACCCACAUCGGGCAGCAGGAGCACAAAGCCAGCGUGCAGGCGAGCCGGGAGGACCUGAGCAGCGGCUUCCACCACAGAUCCCACCUGGUGCACCAGCAGACGCAGAGCAGCCACCACGGCUCGUGGGCGCCGAGCACGACGCACCACCUCUCCCCGCUGUCCCCGGCGUCCAACGGCCACCAGUCGCUGGUCUACUCGCAGCCCGGAUACACGAACCUCAACGCGAUGCUGAGCCCCCAGCCCGGCUCCCUGCACCACGGCAUGCGCGACCCGCUCCACGACGACUCGGGCAGCCACGACAACCAGAUGGAGUCCCCGCAGCAGGCGUUCAGCCACCACCAGGACCACUCGGACGAGGACGCGCCCAGCUCCGACGACCUGGAGCAGUUCGCCAAGCAGUUCAAGCAGCGGCGGAUCAAACUGGGCUUUACGCAGGCGGACGUGGGCUUGGCCUUGGGCACCCUGUACGGAAACGUCUUUUCUCAGACCACUAUCUGCAGGUUCGAGGCGCUGCAGCUCAGCUUCAAGAACAUGUGCAAACUUAAGCCGCUCCUAAACAAGUGGCUGGAGGAGACGGACUCGAACACCGGCAGUCCCACCAAUUUGGACAAGAUCGCCGCACAGGGCAGGAAACGAAAGAAGAGGACCUCCAUCGAAGUGGGGGUGAAAGGGGCGCUGGAGAAUCAUUUCUUAAAAUGCCCAAAGCCAUCUGCUCAUGAGAUCACCUCUUUGGCCGGCACUCUGCAGCUGGAGAAAGAGGUGGUCCGCGUUUGGUUUUGCAACAGAAGACAGAAAGAGAAACGAAUGACACCAGUGGGGGUCCCUCACCCGAAUAUGGAGGACGUAUAUUCCCAAGCAGAGACCCCUCCUCUACACCGCACACUACAGAGUCCUGUGCAGUGACUGUUUUCAUGAACAAUCCGAGCGUUUCCGCGGGGGAUAGGAAAGAGAGAGGUGGAAAAAGGGACUAAUGGAGUUUACACUAUUUAAGUUUGGCUUUUGUUUACCAGAGAGAGAAAAAAGAGACAUGGCAAAGUUGAACCGAUGAGUUUGGUCUUUUUUGUGCCCCUUAGCAUUCGGAAAUCAUCGUGGCCAGCAAAUAGGUGACAAGAGGGAAAAUGUUGAGAGAGAAAAAAACAACAUAAUAAUGACAAAAGAAGAAAAAAAAGAAAAAAAAAGUUCGCUAUGACUGAUUCCGUGCGCAAGUGAAAAGUGAGACAAAGAUCUUUAUUUACCAAAACGAUCCGGAGGAGACUUGCAUAUAGGGUCAAAUCUGACAUCCCAUGGCUGUUUGGAAUGGGGGGAGUGAAUUGGACGUGUCAACUGAGGCCAGUCUCCUCCUGGUGCGAACCCGAACUGCUCACGACGAGGAUCGACACCGGAGCCGAGUCGCCUUCACUGGAUGGACAUUCAGGCUCAAACUGAUCAACCAGACUUCUGAAUAUUGGUGUAUACUUUCAUUGUUAUAUUGAGUGUGAUGGUUUCUUUGUUUUUCGUUUGGAAAAUAUUUUUUAACUCGAGUGUCUCUCUUUCUGCAGACUCCUCUUAUUGUUAUUAUUAUUAUUGUUAUUAUUGUUGUUAUUAUUAUUAUUAUUAUUAUUAUUAUUUCCGUCAUGAUCUGCAACAGAAGCUGUGUAACUCGACAGGAGCAGCCUCUCUGAGUGUGGUUUUUUUCUGUUUGCUCGGUGGCAGUCGAUGGUGGAGAAGUGAUAGAAAUGAUGGCACCAGACGAAGAAGAAGAAAAAAAGAAAAGCACUCACACUUAACGUAUAAGACACAUUUCAGAGGGAAAAAAAAGUCAAAUGCAACAGGACGUUCUUGACGUUCUGACUUGCAUGCCUUAAAAAAAAAAAAAAAACGAUAUUUAAAAGCUUUGCAGCUGACCACGGCGAAAUUUGUAAACAGCACCAGACGCUAAAUGAAAAAAAAAGGACAGGCAUUUCUUGUUUUCUUUUGGGCGUUGUUGUUUGUUUUUUAAGAAUGAAUUUUCUUUGCAUGGAGCACUUAUUCUUUGGUUUAAUAUUGUUAUUGCAAUUAUUUUGUUGCGUUAGAGUGGAGCUGAUCCCAACAGGCUUAAAAAACACACACACACGACGUCCCCUCCCCAUGUUCACAGGUCCCCACUGCCCCCCACCCUGCUCGAAUCCAAACGUUUCACAGCGAGAUUGGUCGAAAAAUACGAAAAUGAAAAGUAAUAAUAACUCAGGUAACUUCAGUGCCCCAUGUCAGAAUAUCACGCCUGUACAUGAUUUUUUUUUGUUCCUCUGUGUUUUUUUUUAAAAAAAAUAUUGUUUUUUAAUAUAUGUUUUAAUCUGGUUAUAACCACACCGUUUUUUUCUUCUUUUUUGUCCCGUAUAGCCAUGUGUAUUAUAUUAAAACGCUGGAUUCGGAAAUAAGAAUUUAAUUCUCGCUCGAGGCGAAAAAGCGAUGAAGGGACUUCACUUUUAGAUAUAUUUAUUUUUCUCUGUCCUGAAAGGAAAUCUGACAAACACUCGUGCGUGGUGUGUCAUUUCUCAAUGUUGGACCAGUCCAAAAAGAGCCCACAGCAGUGCUACUUAAUACAGACGAGGGGAAACUUUUUUUUUUUCCAAGAAAAAAUAACAAUGAUAAUUAAAAAGGAAGAAAAAAAAGAAAGAAAAAAAGAUUUUAGAGAAAAAUGUCGCCAGGAUUAUUUCCAAUAUGUAAAUAUGUCCAAUAUGUAAACUUGUACUUGUUUCCGAGAUAUCGUUUUGUUUUCGUUUCUUUCCGGGCAGUUUUGUACACUUACUAAUUCCAAGAAGAUAUUUUAAUAUGAUUUCAUUUAUGAAUCUGACCAUUUAUAUAUAUAAAUAUAUAUAUAUAUUUAUUUCUUAAACGUAUUUGGAGCUUUUUUUUGUUCAGCUCUGUUAAUGGUUACGUUGCAGUGGAUUUCAGUAUGUUUCUCUCUCUCUCUCUCUCUCUCUUAUUUUUUGUUUUUGUUUUUGUUUACUACAUUGGUUGUACGUUGAUUGCUAAAUGUAGACUGCGAGGUCACAUUUAUAUUUAUGUUAUAGUAAUAUUUUAUUACUUACAUAAAACCUAUAUACAAGAAUCGGUCUUUUGUCUUCAUUGAGAUCCAAACGGGGCUCGUGCGUCGCGCCGCUGUGGCGUCACGCGGGGCAGAUGAAGAUAUGAAGAUGAAGAUGAUCAUAAAGUUGAACGGUGUGUUCGGUGGUGAGCGGCUCAUUAUGUAACAGACACCAGGAGCCGCGUACAGUACAUGUGUACAGUACAUGUGUACAGUACACGUGCUGCUCGAGGGGAGAGACAACAGUAUUUUACCUCAGGCAAGUUCACACACACACACACACACACACACACACACACACACACACAGAGUCUCUGACAUUGUCCACAUCUUUGUGUAAUCGCAGUAUUAAAUUGUGCAAUAUGAAUACGA
Messenger RNA from Scophthalmus maximus (turbot), 3682 nucleotides. RefSeq names its product POU class 3 homeobox 1 (gene pou3f1). Gene Ontology annotation, molecular function: DNA-binding transcription factor activity, RNA polymerase II-specific; RNA polymerase II cis-regulatory region sequence-specific DNA binding. The record is from RefSeq and is a predicted model, not a curated record. Lineage: Eukaryota; Metazoa; Chordata; Actinopteri; Pleuronectiformes; Scophthalmidae. Bases 40 to 1167 code for a protein of 375 amino acids. Gene Ontology annotation, cellular component: nucleus. Gene Ontology annotation, biological process: regulation of transcription by RNA polymerase II; brain development. The transcript has a single exon.